Messenger RNA from Oncorhynchus kisutch (coho salmon), 3934 nucleotides. RefSeq names its product E3 ubiquitin-protein ligase RAD18. The transcript is spliced from 12 exons. Gene Ontology annotation, cellular component: Rad6-Rad18 complex; nucleus. Gene Ontology annotation, molecular function: ubiquitin protein ligase activity; single-stranded DNA binding. Gene Ontology annotation, biological process: DNA damage tolerance; protein monoubiquitination. The record is from RefSeq and is a predicted model, not a curated record. Bases 180 to 1748 code for a protein of 522 amino acids. NCBI's taxonomy places the organism in Eukaryota, Metazoa, Chordata, Actinopteri, Salmoniformes, Salmonidae.
CAUAGAAGAAGGAAACGUCAUCCUCCCGGAAGUGUGCAUUUGGUAUGAAAAUAAAUCUACGCGCGAUUAUACAUAGCUAACGUUACUUGCAGGUCACAGUUUCUGAAUUAUUUUCUCACUUUUAGUUUAGCGAAUCAAAACUGUAAGAAACUAACUACUCCUUAUCAAGAACUGUCAUCAUGGCCAAUUUGAAUGAAGCUGAUUUACCACCAAAUCUGACUUGCCUCAAAAAUGUUGAUACCAUUCUCCGAUGUCCCAUUUGUUUCGAAUUCCUGAGUAUCGCAAUGAUGACCAAAUGCUCUCACAACUUCUGCUCUUUGUGCAUAAGAAAAUUUCUGUCCUACAAAUUACAAUGUCCAGUAUGCAAUUCACCUACAACAGAACAGGACCUAAGAAACAACCGGAUACUGGAUGACCUGGUCACAAACUUUAAAUCUGCAAGACAGCAGUUGUCAAAUGCUAAUUUUGACUCGCCUCCAAUAUCCCGGAAGGCCCCGGCCUCAUCUGUCAAGUGUAAAAAACCUAGACAGACAACGGCCCCCAAGAAGGAGGCCUCCAUCUUCAAUCACUUUUUCCGAAAGGGGCCCACCACCUCCACAACUUCUCUCACUACAGAGGCCACGCCAGCACAGCAACCUAUUCCAUGCAGAAAGAGACUGUCUGACACUCCUCUACGUAGCCAAACUGUGAAGGAGGGCCCCCGUCCUACACAGACUGUGAAAGUAGUCCCUGAUCAUCAGGUCUCUGUGAAGGAGGAGCCCAUUGAGGACAUACCACCCCAGGUGCUGGUGUCUGUAAAGAUGGAGAAGAUUGACUUCUCCAUGACAGGGCUGGCGUCCCUGGCUGAUUCACAGUCCUCAUCACAGGACCUGAAGCCUCUAGUUAAAGUGGAGUGUCCUGUGUGUUCUGUGGGCAUCCUUGAACAGUUCAUCAACAAGCACCUGGACAGCUGUCUGACCCAAGGGGAAAAGAAGGAGAGCCUUAGGAGCUCCCUAGGUGCCAAGAGGAAGCCGAUGAGGAAGCUGGUAUACACACUGCUGUCUAUGCAGGAGCUGAAGAAGAGGCUGAAGGAGUGCCACCUCUCUGCCCAGGGCACGAGAGACCAGCUGGUCAGGAGGCACCAGGACUUUGUACACUUCUACAAUGCCCAGUGCGACGCCCUCGAACCGAAAUCAGCCAAAGACAUCGCCAAAGAAGUGGAGGCCAACGAGAAGGCCAGGAACCAACUGCAGGGGAAAACCAAAUGUGCUAUGGUCUUCUCUAAGAACCAAAGUCUGGGGCAAAUCGAUGAGAUGCAUUCAACUUACAGGAAGCAGCAUAACAGUGAGUUCUCCCGCCUUAUCGCCCAGGUCCGGGGUCGCCUGGAGACUGCGAGGACGAGGGAGAUAAAGCAGGAAGUGAGGGAUGAGGGAGGAGAGGAGGACCAGGGAGUGGGCUCCAGCUCUGCAGAUAAGGCAGCACAACAGGAACAGAGUGAUCCCAGCCUCAGUGACUCAGAGGCCUGCUGCGUAUUGAUGACAUCACCAGUGGAGGAGCCCUCUGAGAAGCAGCAGCAGCCUUCUGUUGUAGCGGUCAUCUCCAGGUCACCCAGCCCAUGUCUCAGUGAGGUGUCCAUCAGCAGAGUUUUGGAGAACGCCUCGAGUGGGAAACGGGCUUCCUGCUCCAAGGAGGAAGACUCUUCUCUGCCACUUGUCCUGGGAAAACGACCCCGGAAAACCUGGGAAGAGGACAGGAAGGAGUCGAGCUGAACUCUGUUAAACGCCUUCACCUUUAUCUAAUUUCUUUAAGCAAAUGUUUAGGGUAUAGCAUGUUAAGCAAUACAUUUUAUUUGUCAUUUUAUAACUUGGUUGUUCCACCAAUUAGAUACAUUUUGAGUGGUGAAACUUGUUGGAGAAAAACCCAGUUUAUUUCACCUAAUUGUAACAUUCUGUCAUAAAGAGCACAUAUGUGAAAUUAUGUUUUUAACACUGUAUAAAAGUAGAGACUCAGAGCUACAAAAUGGUAUAUCAUACACUGCAUUUUUGAGGAACAAAGGGAAAGUAAUUCUGCUUUGAAACUUGAUAAAUUUUCACCUCGCUUUUGAGAAAAGGACUUUUGAAUGUUUUGGUACCUACUGGAGACCUCUCCUUUGUCCAUACCCAUUCAGCAUUGUUCAGACCCUGUUAAGCCAGCCCCACCCAUCUCUUUAAGGAUUCACAUGUGAGGUCAUGUGCUAAACAGUGAGUAGUGUAGUAAAGAUUAAGAUGUAAAGUAGUAGCCUACGAUAAGGAAAAAUUCCAGGUAAACAGAAAGUAAAAAUAUUUUAUAAAUAUUAGAUUACGCUUACCCAGACACACUUGUCUAAAUGGAUGGGUCAUGUGAAAGAACUUCUAUAAACCCCAGCCACAUCCAGUGGUGGGAAAAGUACUAAAUGGUCAUACUUGAGUAAAAGUAAAGAUACCUUAAUAGAAAAUAACUAAAGUAAAAGUCAGCCAGUAAAAUACAACUUGAGUAAAAGUCUAAAAGUAUUUGGUUUUAAAAAAUACUGAAGUAUCAAAAGUAAAUGGAAUUGCUCAAAUGUACUUAAGUAUAAAUAAAUAAAGGCAGCACAAUUUUUUAUAAAAAUUUAAAAAAAUAUUGACAUAAUACAAACAAAGCAUUUGUGUUUAAAGUGUCUGCCAUAUCAGAUGCAGUUGGGAUGACCAGGUAUGUUCUCUUGAUAAGUGUAUGAAUUGGACAAUUUUCCUGUCAAAAUGUAACGAGUAAUUUUGGGUGUCAGGGAAAAUUUAUGGAGUAAAAAGUACAUUAUUUUCUUUCGGAAUGUACUGAAGUAAAAGGGAAAGUUGCCCUAAAAUAUAAUUAGUAAAGUACAGAUACCCCCAAAAAUACUUAAGCAGUACUUUAAAGUAUUUUUACUUAAGUACUUUACACCACUGGCCACAUCUUUCUAAGUGGAUGGGUCUCCACAGAAGGUGUAAACGGUACAGCCAAAUGGUUACUUGCAUUGCAGAAAUAUAUAUAUAUAUAUAUAUAUAUAUAUAUAUAUAUUAUUUCACCUUUAUUUAACCAGGUAGGCCAGUUGAGAACAAAUUCUCAUUUACAACUGCGACCUGGCCAAGAUAAAGCAAAGCAGCGUGACACAAAAAACACAGAGUUACACAUGGAAUAAACAAAGGUACAGUCAAUAACAAUAGAAAAGUCUAUAUACAGCGUGUGCAAAUUAAGUAAGAUUAGGGAGGUAAGGCAAUAAAUGGGCCAUAGUGGUGAUAGCAAUAAACACUGGAGUGAAAGAUGUGCAUAAGAUGAAUGUGCAAGUAGAGAUACUGGGGUGCAAAGGAGCAAAAAAAUAAAUAACAAUAUGGGGAUGAGGUAGUUGGGUGGGCUAUUUACAGAUGGGCUAUGUACAGGUGCAAUGAUCUGUAAGCUGUUCUGACCGCUGAUGCUUAAAGUUAAUGAGGGAGAUAUGAGUUUCCAGCUUCAGUGAUUUUUGCCAUUUGUUCCAGUCAUUGGCAUCAGAGAACUGUAAGGAAAGGCGGCCAAAGGAGGAGUUUGCUUUGGGGGUGACCAGUGAAAUGGAGGUGGAGGUCCAGCUCGCGUGGUUACUCGUUGGCUGCGGUAAAACAACAUUGGAGGCUUAUGGUUGAGAAAUUAACAUUCAAUUCUCUGGCAACAGCUCUCGUGGACAUUCCUGCAGUCAGCAUGCCAAUUGCACACUCCCUCAAUUUGAGACAUCUGUGGUGUUGUGUGACAAAACUGCACAUUUUAGAUUGUCCUUUUAUUGUCCCCCAGCACAAGGUGCAACUGUGUAAUAAUGAUCAUGCUUUUUGUUUCUUGAUAUUUCACAACUGUCAGGUGGAUGGAUUAUCUUGGCAAAUGAGAAAUGCUCACUAACAGAGAUGUAAACAAAUUUGUGCACCACAUUUUAGAGAAAUACACUUUUUUUGUGCAUAUGAAA